Messenger RNA from Ostreococcus lucimarinus CCE9901, 612 nucleotides. RefSeq lists its product with no specific name. The record is from RefSeq and is a predicted model, not a curated record. The transcript has a single exon. Gene Ontology annotation, cellular component: signal peptidase complex; membrane. Lineage: Eukaryota; Viridiplantae; Chlorophyta; Mamiellophyceae; Mamiellales; Bathycoccaceae. Gene Ontology annotation, biological process: protein targeting to ER. Bases 1 to 612 code for a protein of 203 amino acids.
AUGGCGACGCCGAUCUCGAACGUGUACGACCACGUCGCGGUGCGGCGCGCGUACGACGACGCGACGGUGUGCGCGGUCCUCGACGCGGGCUACGACGAGGACACGCGCACGGUGGACGCGAAGAUCGCGCUGUCGAUCGCGGCGAUCGGCGCGGCGUGCGCGGCGCACGCGGUGACGAUGACGAACGACGCGACGCGAUGGGCGUGCGCGGCGGCGUACGGGGCGCUGGCGUGCGGGGCGCCGUGCGUGGCGAAGUACGCGGAGCGAGACGCGCUGCUGCUGACGCGAGCGCGAGGGGUGGAUUGCGAUGGACGCGAACCGGCGGCGUGGGCGAGAAACGAACGGUCGAAGGAUGGGCUGACGGUGCACGUGCGGUGCGCGCGACUGGCGGAGACGCUCGAGGUGAUCGUGAGCGCGAAGAGCGACGGGAAGUGCGAGGCGAAGGACGCGGUGCGAUGCGACGUGCGGUGCGAAGAGUUCGUGACGGAGGAUGGGGAGUUUUUAGAGGAUGAGUACGAGGCGUUGAUUUGGCGCGUGCUCGAGGCGUUCGAGCGAGGGAAAGGACGCGGCGCGAGCGUCGACUGUCGAGCGGCGAUUGAAAAGAUGAAGUGA